GUUCUGAGGGGCAAGACAAUCCAAUCCAUUUUAUUUUCAAAACAACUCAUGGCGUGCUUAGCUUAGCUCCUCGUGGUCGGCAUGGUUUUUGGCAAUAUCGGAGCUUCAAGCUCUUCAGCGGACACCAUGGAGACCACGACCCCGAACCGUGAAUAUCCGUUGUUUCCUACAGAUGGUAAUGGUGCUGAUGAGUUGCAAAAGAGGGACGUGCCUGCUGCUGAGCCACAAGCAUUGUCGAAAAAUGCAGCCAGGAAACUUGCACGAUAUGAGAGGGUAGUUGCUGCCCGGAAGGCGAAGCGGCGGGAAAAGAAACUGGCUCGGAAAAGCAGAUUAGCUGCAGCAAAGGAACUGGGAGGUUGUGGUGCCAAGUCAAUGUCUGAGGGUCAGCGGCAAAUGCCUGUAAGACCGGUUCAGGAUGAGGCACUCAACCGUGACUCUUCAGCAGCUUCUGGAGUGCCUGCUCCAUGCAUAUGCAUUGAUAUGGGGCACACAGAACACAUGAGUGAUAAGGAGCUGAACAAACUGUCAUCACAGUUACGAAGGUUGUAUGGCUCCAAUCGUCAUAGCUACACUCCCUUGAAGCUCUACUUUACUCAUUUCCCUUCAUCUUGCCGCCUUUACAAGAUGUGUGUUGAAAAGCAUCAAGGAUUUGAAAGGUACUUGGUGGAGAUGAGAGCAGAAAGUCAUUCCCAGCUUUUCCCUAAGGAGUCGCUGCUCUACCUAAGUCCAGAUGCACCUGAGGCCCUCCCAGCUACAACCUUGGAAUCCACACUGUUUACGUUAUUGAGCCUUGUGGAUGAAACUGUUCAUAAGAACAUUAGCCUGAGCAGUGCAUGUGCAGAAGGCAUACAGUGUGCGCAGCUGCCAAUUGAUGAAUUUAUGGAGCGCUGUGGGGGUACAGGAUGCAAGAUUCUUACUGUCAACCAGGGUAGGUAA
Messenger RNA from Rhipicephalus sanguineus (brown dog tick), 936 nucleotides. Its product is annotated as tRNA methyltransferase 10 homolog B-like. The record is from RefSeq and is a predicted model, not a curated record. Gene Ontology annotation, molecular function: tRNA binding. Gene Ontology annotation, cellular component: nucleoplasm; nucleus. Gene Ontology annotation, biological process: tRNA N1-guanine methylation. NCBI's taxonomy places the organism in Eukaryota, Metazoa, Arthropoda, Arachnida, Ixodida, Ixodidae. The coding region runs from base 82 to 936 and encodes 284 amino acids. The transcript is spliced from 7 exons.